Messenger RNA from Rhinocladiella mackenziei CBS 650.93, 528 nucleotides. RefSeq lists its product as uncharacterized. Bases 1 to 528 code for a protein of 175 amino acids. The record is from RefSeq and is a predicted model, not a curated record. Lineage: Eukaryota; Fungi; Ascomycota; Eurotiomycetes; Chaetothyriales; Herpotrichiellaceae. The transcript has a single exon.
AUGUCUCUCGCAACCGGCGUAGCUGCAUACGCAGGCUCAUAUACCGUACCUGCAAACACGAUAACGAACCCAGGGUCGGGAUCGGAGUACGAGAUUUGGGCCAUUAAUGAUGGAGACAUGCUUGCGCAGGUUACGGGGCUCAGCUUGAGCGCGACUCCAGCUGCUAGCGCUAGCGGUACCGCCACUGCAUCAGCAAGGUCUACGCAGCAAGAGGGGACAGAUACCGCGACGGGUGUUCCGACGGCGUCGAUUGAAUCAGUGGGUAUUACGACGCUUACAAUGUCUGGAACGGUGACGGGGAGUGAUGCCACCAAUUCCCCGGCAGUCAAUGGUACUAGUUCGCGUACUGCUAGCAGCUUUGUGACAAGCACGACGAGUCGCAGCGGGAGUGGGCCGUCCACCAGUGCCGCCGCAACCACGAGCGAGGGAAGUACCAAUACGGCGAAUGGCCAGAAACGACUGGGCGGUGGGGAACUCGUGCUGAGUGCGGCGGGUAUGUUAGCUGGCAUUGUUGCGCUUCUGGCAUAA